Messenger RNA from Aegilops tauschii subsp. strangulata, 876 nucleotides. RefSeq lists its product as uncharacterized. Lineage: Eukaryota; Viridiplantae; Streptophyta; Magnoliopsida; Poales; Poaceae. The record is from RefSeq and is a predicted model, not a curated record.
AUGGCGACCGCGGGAGGUUCGUCUUCUGCGGGGUGGUCUGGGAAGAAGCUGGAGGAGAUGCUGCAGCACCUGGACCUCAAGGAUGACGAGUUGGAUGAAGUGACAGUGGGGGAGGAGGAAUCAAGGAAGUAUGAAGCAGAUGCCAGAUGGUUGGCGAUCGGGAAGGUAAACACGACCCGGAUCUUCAGCGCAUCGUCGAUGUUCGAGACCAUGAAAUCAAUCUGGGGAUUAGCACAGGUGCCAAAGUACAGGGAGGCCGGCGAAAAUCUGUACAUCUUUCAGAUGUUCUGCCUGGGAGAUUGGAAGAAAGUUGUCCAUGGAGGGCCAUGGUUGUUCAGGUGGAUGGGCAUGCUAAUUGAAGAUUACGAUGGCAAGCAAGACCCAGCAUCUAUUGUCUUUGAUGGCUUGUAUGUCUGGGCGCAGAUCCACAAUAUACCAGAGCUUUAUCGUAAACCCGAGGUAGUUGAUCAGCUAGCACGUCGGAUCGGCCGGGUCAAGGAGACACAACUUUCACCGAGGCUUUUCUAUGAGGGUGACUAUGUGAGGAUCCGUGCUAGGGUUCUGGUGAAUAAACCCCUUACAAGAGUGACCCCGCUAAACGUUGUGGGCGAGGGCAGGAAAUUCCUCCCUGUUAAGUAUGAGAAGAUACCCUAUUUUUGCCAAGUUUGUGGUCUCAUGGGUCAUAAUCAUGAGGAGUCGGAGAUGGAGUAUGGGAGGAGAAAGACAAGCAAUGGGGAAGCUGGAUGUUGGCACAGAGAAGGGAGAAUGCACAGGAGCAGCCAGGUGGAGGCAGAACUUCUCGAGGAGGCCGUUUUGGAGGCCGUGGCAGGGGCAAGUCAGGCAGGGGCGCCCCACCGCCUCGCCAAGCUUCACUAG